AUUCCCCAAAUCUCACCAUUCAAAUUCUUCCUCUCCAUUUUUCUCUUCUCCUCCGCCGCCACCGCCGUCAAAAUCACGCUCUCUCUUAGUUCAAAAAUGUCAGAAAACAGAUUCUUAGGCAACAUUUCUGCCUCUUCGUUCCGAAAUCUACUUCCAAAAUCAGUUUCAACUAAGAAAAAGUUGAGUUCAAGCCGAUUUAAACACAAAAUGAACAGUGAAAAUGUUGCUCCUAUAGAUCCCAACAUUCAGAUCAGUGAUCCACCGUUGUUACCUACAAGUUCGAUACUUAAAAAACCCGUCUUGAAGACGAUUGAUAGUGAUGUAUCGGCAGAACUCACCAGAUCUGUUGCACAGGAACAAACAUCAGAAGCUCCUGAUCCACCAGUUAAGGUUGUUGCAAGGAUUAGGCCUGCUAAUGGUAUUGAGAGUGGAAGCCAAGCUGUUCGCAAAGUUUCUGAUACCUCAGUGUGCGUUGCUGAUAGAAAGUUUAACUUUGACAUGGUUUUUGGUUCAAAUUCGAAUCAGGAAGACAUAUUUCAAUCGGUUGGUGCCCCUUUAGUUAAGGAUGCAUUGGCAGGUUACAACACUUCUCUCUUAGCUUAUGGACAGACCGGAAGUGGCAAGACUUAUACAAUGUGGGGACCUCCUAGUUCCAUUGUUGAAGUUCCAUCACCUAAUGGUCUUCAAGGCAUUGUGCCGCGCAUUUUCCAGACGUUGUUUUCUAGCAUACAAAAGGAGCAAGAGAACUCUGAAGGUAAACAGAUAAAUUACCAGUGUCGUUGCUCAUUCCUAGAGAUAUAUGAUGAACACAUUGGGGAUCUACUUGAUCCUACACAGAGAAACUUAAAGAUAAUGGAUGAUCCAAGAGUUGGAUUCUAUGUUGAGAACAUAACUGAGGAAUAUGUGUCUACCUAUGAGGACGUAUCCCAAAUGUUGAUUAAGGGCCUUUCAAGUAGAAAAGUUGGAUCAACGAGCAUCAAUUCGAAGAGUUCUAGGUCCCAUAUUGUUUUUACCUGCGUCAUUGAGUCCUGGUGCAAGGAGUCCUCAUCAACGUGUUUUGGUAGCUCAAAGAUGAGCAGAAUGAGCCUUGUUGAUCUUGCUGGAUUUGACAAAAAUAUACCUGAUGAUGCCGGUAAACAGUUUGUUAAGGAAGGGAAGUACGUAAAGAAGUCCACAUCACUGCUCGGGCAUUUGGUUAAUGUCCUCUCUGAAAGGAGUCAGUCCAGGAAACUUGAGGAUGUUUCGUACAGCAGUUCCACUUUGACUCAUUUAAUGAGAGAAUCACUUGGAGGGAAUGCUAAACUCUCCGUCAUAUGUGCUAUCAGCCCAGAAAACAAGCAUAAUAGUGAAACAGUAAGCACUCUGAGAUUUGGGAAACGGGUGAAACUCAUACCAAAUGAGCCAUUGGUAAAUGAAAUAACAGAAGACGAUGUUAAUGGCCUGAGUGAUCAGAUUCGCCAAUUGAAGGAAGAGCUUAUAAGAGCUCGGUCAAGUGCAAGCAUUUCAGUCGGAAGCAACUAUGGAUCCUUCAGAGGACCAAAUGUACGUGAAAGCUUGAAUCAGUUGAGAGUGAGCCUUAACCGUUCACUGAUCUUACCUAACAUAGAUAAUGAGCGUGAAGAAGAAGAGGUUCACAUAAAUGAGGAUGAUAUAAAAGAACUACAGCUCCAGAUCGAUAACUUACGUGGUUCACGUGGAAAUAACUCAAACUCUCUCAAGUAUUCAUCUGGAGAAAGUGAACACUAUAUCAGCUGUUCAGAAGAAAGUGAAGGUGAAGAAAUUAACUCAGAAGAGAUACUGGAGGAGACCCUUGAUGCUGACCACGAGAUGGAAACACUGCAGCCUGAAUACUGUAGCAGCAUCUCAAUCGGCCCAUCUCGCCAUUCUGCUGAUCUUCCGGGCCCGGUGUUAUCUGAGUCCCCAAAGUUUCGGAACAUGCAGAGGAAGAGCUUAAUUAUCUCCAGUGAAGAUAAUAUUCAAUGUUCCUCCAAAAGUUCUGAAUUGCCGUCCCUACCACAGAAACAAGACCUUGUCCAGUCUUCUUUGAGGUCCAGCAGAAUAUUUCCUGGGCCAACUGAAUCCUUGGCUGCCAGUCUACAUAGAGGACUAGAGAUCAUUGAUUAUCACCAAAGGAAUUCCGCAUCAAAUAAAUCUUUAGUUUCCUUCUCUUUUGAACAUUUGGCAGUGAACCCAAGCUCAAUGUCAAAUGAUAAGGCAAAUGCUUCUAUUCAAACAUCAUCCGAAGAAGGACAAACUUCUCCUUUUGUAGCCACUUCAUUUCUGUGCCCAAAGUGCAAGACGAAAGCAACUUCCUCUAGUGUUGUUAAGGAUAGCACUGGGACAUGGAUGGUCCCCAUGGAAGGGGCAAGUACGGAACAAGAUUCGGAGAAAGUUUUGUUCCAAGCUCUAGAGAGAGAGAAGCAGCUUGAAAGUGUAUGCAAGGAUCAAGCAGACAAACUUGAGCAGCUAAACCAACUACUAGCACACUGUAAAUGCACAAAAGAACAGAGUUCUCUAGUUGACUGUGGCAACGAUGUUGUUGAUCUCCACGACAAUGAGAAUCAAGCUUCACUAAUCUAUCAGAAUGGGAGUCAAUCACCCAACAUCCCAAAGCUCCUGAAGUGGGAUGAUGAAAGUCCUGAGCCUGAAGCUGCAGGAGAGAAGUAUGAAACUAAAGAAAUUCAGGGCAAUGUGGAAAACUGUGGUGGGAAAAAAAUGUUUGAUAUGGCUGAGAGAGAAGCACUACUUGAAGAAAUUGGAGGCCUAAGGUCCCAAUUGAAGUCAGAUGGAGCAUCUACAAAUAAAUCAAUUGAAAGAACCAGAUCCUCUUUGUUAGCACAAUCAAUGCAGCUGAGAAAGAGUGGUGUAUAUGCAGCUACAAGUUCUGGUGAAGAACUUGAGAAGGAAAGAGAAAGAUGGACUGAAAUGGAGAGCGAGUGGAUUUGUCUAACUGAUGAGCUUAGAAUUGAUCUUGAGGCUUAUCGCCAGCGUGCAGAAAAGGUGGCAAUGGAAUUAAUGUUGGAGAAGAAAUGCACAGAUGAGUUGGAUGAUGCCCUCAAAAGAUCGGUCUUUGGGCAAGCCAGAAUAAUUGAGCAUUAUGCAGAAUUACAGGAGAAGUACAAUGACUUAGCUGAGAAGCAUAAGUUGAUCUUGCAAGGGAUACAAGAUGUGAAAAAUGCUGCAGCAAAAGCAGGAAAGAAAGGUCAUGGUGCUCGUUUUGCCAAAUCUCUUGCUGCGGAGCUCUCAGCUUUGAGAGUGGAAAGGGAAAGAGAGAGGGAAAUGCUGAAAAAGGAGAAUAAAAGCUUGAGAGUUCAACUUAAAGACACUGCUGAAGCUGUUCAUGCUGCAGGAGAACUUCUUGUUAGAUUGAGAGAAGCUGAGGAAACAGCUUCACUUGCUGAGGAGAACUUUACACAAUCAAAGGAAGAGAAUGAGAGAUUGAAGAAGCAAAUAGAGAAGCUGAAGAGAAAACAUAAGAUGGAGAUGAUAACAAUGAAACAGUAUCUUGCUGAGAGCCGAUUGCCAGAAGCAGCGUUGAGACCGCCAAUUUACAGGCAAGACUCUGAUGUAGCAAACAAUGACAACAACAACACCAUCCAACAUUCUGAGUACGAUGAUGAUCAAUCAUGGAGAGCAGAAUUUGGUGCCAUUUAUCAAGAACACAUAUGAGACAUAUUUGAUUGAACUAUGGAAACAGGCGAAGACCCUGCUUGGGACUUUGCUGACAACUUUCUAAUCUUUGAUCACACCUUAGUGUUUAUUUAGGGAUGAAUUGGUUGUAUUCUUAUUGAUUUCAUCAUUCUUUUGAGACUUGAUUGACCAGAUUUGACGUUUGUUGUGAGCUGUUUCUUCAGCUUGUUAAUAAUAAUGCUUGAUGUUUCCUAA
Solanum tuberosum (potato) is the source of this 3885-nucleotide messenger RNA. Its product is annotated as kinesin-like protein KIN12A. Lineage: Eukaryota; Viridiplantae; Streptophyta; Magnoliopsida; Solanales; Solanaceae. Gene Ontology annotation, biological process: microtubule-based movement. The transcript has 16 exons. The record is from RefSeq and is a predicted model, not a curated record. The coding region runs from base 97 to 3669 and encodes 1190 amino acids. Gene Ontology annotation, molecular function: microtubule motor activity; ATP binding; microtubule binding.